AUGGUCAGUCACUUGCAGCUGGCUUUUAUUCACUUGAGAUUGCGCCAACUGUUUGAAUCUACACAGCACAGUUCGCCUUUCGGACACAUAAACGUGGCUGUCUUUGGUGAUUUGUUUCAAUUACCACCUGUUAGAGGAAAACCGAUGUUUAAAAGAAUCAGACACCACGGUGCCCAAAGAGCGUGCUUUGGCAUUAGCAGCCACCACUUGUGGAGAUUCUUUGACUAUGACGAGUUGACAGUUAACAUGCAUCAGAAAGACGAUACGGAGAAUUAUGUUAAUAUGUUCGACCGAAUAAGAUUGGGUUCACCGCUUGACUCUGACAUCCAAAUUCUUAAUGAGCAUAGAAUUGAACUGAAAGCUUCUCUCGAACGGGUUGCUUACAAAAUGUGUGAGCUGACUCAGACAACUGAUUUGAGUAUCGUUUAUAUUAUGCCUCUGAACGAUUCGGUAUCGGAGUUAUGCUCGAGAAACUUGGCAUUAGUAUUGUCGAGAUUGCAGGUGUUGAUUCCAGCAUGCGGCAAACCAAAGGUAAAAAAAAAAGAAAACUAA
Molecule: messenger RNA, 552 nt
Organism: Octopus bimaculoides (California two-spot octopus)
Lineage: Eukaryota; Metazoa; Mollusca; Cephalopoda; Octopoda; Octopodidae
Source: RefSeq, a predicted model, not a curated record